UUUUUUCAGAAACGGCGUUUUCAUACUGAUAAAAAUCGACAGACACAUAUUGGUUGUAACUGUAUUUUACUGCAGGGGGCGCAAUGCCCUGCGGUAAGUGCACAGUUACACAGUAAGCGCUUGUUUCGGAGUGUAGUUUGAGUCGGGGAUUCAGAGCGAGGAGGUAACAAUCGGUUACUAACCGGGAUUUUGUGCGCUUUAAUUGCGCGGCUUAAUCGCGCGGUUCCGCAGAGAACAGCGGCAUCUCGCUCACAGUCGGUCACUGAACUGACGGCCCGGUGCGCUACAGGGAGGCAGUACAGCGGAGCCCGUCGCAGCUGUUCGAGCUUAUGGAGCCGCUAGACUUCGCAGUGUUAUCGCAGGCGACCGAAUGAAGGACUCACUAACUCUACAUGGACGUUAGAGACACUAGCCACUUACAUAAUGACCGAUGAUGUCGUUCUGUUAAAUGUACCAGUUAUCCGACAGCUCUACCACUGGGACUGCGGCCUGGCGUGUUCGCGGAUGGUACUGAAGUAUCUUCAUCCAGUGAGUGAGGAGGAGUUCCAGGGAGCCUGUUGGGAUCUGAAGUUGACGGAGAGCGUGUGGACUAUCGACCUCGCAUAUCUCAUGUGUCAGCUAGGUGUAAGGCACUGCUUCUGCACACAGACAUUGGGAGUGGACAAGGGCUUCAGGAAUCAGUCAUUCUACAAAAAGCAUUUUGACACGGAAGAAGACCGAGUCAAUGAGCUGUUCCUGAAAGCAGAGGGCAAAGGAGUCGUGGUGAAAAAAUGCUCUGUGACUGUUCAGGAGAUCCAGGCUCAUCUGGACCAGGGUCAUGUAGCCAUUGUGCUCGUCAAUGCUGUAGUUCUGGUGUGUGAACUGUGUUCGACUCCGGUCAAAUACUGCUGCUUUCUCCCUGUGGGUCAGAAGUGUUUCUGUCGGAAGCCUGAAUACCAGGGCCACUUUGUGGUAGUGUGUGGAUUUAACCGUACCACUGGCUGCAUCUUUUAUAACAACCCUGCUUACUCUGACCGAGUGUGCUGCACUAGCAUUUUGAAUUUUGAAGAGGCAAGAAUGAGCUAUGGAACAGACGAGGACAUUCUUUUCAUCUUCAAGGACAGUUGAUCUUUGAAAGAUGACUGACUUUUUUUCGCUGUGAGAGUUCUGAUUGGCUGGGCUGCAGUUUUCUUUGACUGCACUGCUGGAAAGUAACAGGUAAUAUAAUCCUUCUUGGGCUUUUGUUCUCUUUUGAGGAAAUGUACAGCCCAAUUGUACAAAAAUGUGUAUCACUGCUUGAGAUCACGGUGCUAAACAAGCCAUAUGACGAGCUCACAUGUGCUUAAUGCUAUAAUACAAGAACCAAUGGACAAUAAAGACUGAAAGAUACUUAGUCCAGGUAUAAUCUGAUUUCCUCCCAGCUGCUGACAAAGAAGGGAAAAUUGAAGUAUUGUGUAGUGCUUUUGUGAUGAAACGGCUUCAUUAUAGACCUGUAAAAUUA
This is a messenger RNA of Pygocentrus nattereri (red-bellied piranha), 1480 nucleotides long. It is a transcript of the gene gucd1, whose product is annotated as guanylyl cyclase domain containing 1. The transcript is spliced from 6 exons. NCBI's taxonomy places the organism in Eukaryota, Metazoa, Chordata, Actinopteri, Characiformes, Serrasalmidae. The record is from RefSeq and is a predicted model, not a curated record. Bases 424 to 1107 code for a protein of 227 amino acids.